UACCAACGUAUAUUUAAACUUCUUUCUCUUUUAUCAGAAACGAAAUACUAUAUCGGAAGAAUGUGUGAGAAACAAUUUGAAAAUAGAGAAAAAGACCACCAUGGAAAUAACCAUUAUCAAGUGGAUCCAGAAAAUAGGCCUGUGGUUGGGACCAACCGGUAACGAAAUACACUGGUUAACAAAAAUUUGCAUCAGCUGCUUCUUUCUCGCUAAUGUUGCCCAGAUGAUUGCGUUGUUUUUGGCUAAAAACGAUCCGGAAAAGCUCUUCGGCUGUUUUAGCGUACUUUCGUUCUGCGGUAUGGGAUUUAUCAAGCUGUAUUCAAUGCAAUUUAAAAGAGACGACUGGAACUUUUUACUAAAACAAGCUUUUAUAUUGGAGAAUGACGAAUUGAACAACGAUGACACGACCGGCGUCGAUUAUGACACCGAUGAUGAGGACAAUGAUAAAUUCUCCGGGCAUAUUUUGGUUUAUUCGCGGAAAUUUUUGUCUACAAAGUCGCUUCUCUCUCAGAUGUAUAGCUUUACGGGUAUCGUGUAUAUUUCGACCCCAUUUAUUGAAUAUGGGAUAUAUAAAAUAAAAGGCGAGGUUGUGGAUUGGCUGCACGUUUUGCCGGUUUGGUCUCCAUUAGAUGUCAGUGCAUUCGGUUAUGCAGCAACAAUUAUUGCUGAAAUCAUUGCUUCUGUUUAUUGCGUAAGCGUACACAUUGUUUUCGAUUCAUUCGCAACUGGUACUAUGAUAUUUGUAUGUGGCCAGUUUUCAUUACUGCACGCUUAUAGCCAGAGAAUCGGCGGAAGUGGCAAGCAAUUUAAUUUAUGCCAAGAACGAGACGCCCGAGCACAUUAUAGGAUUAAGAAAUGCCACUUCAUUCAUGUUACUUUGCUACGUAUGGUCAAACAAUUGGAUGAAAUCAUAAGGAAUAUUGUCGGUAUAUACUUCUUCGUGGCUACGCUGACUCUCUGCUGUGUAUGCAUUCAGCUGCAAUCAAAGGACUUAAGCGCCACCCAACUAAUAUCACUGUUACAGUACAUGUGUGCGACUCUCACCCAGCUUUUUCUCUACUGUCAUUACGGAGACGCUGUACAAAAUGAGAGUGUUGUUACACUAGGCGAAGGCCCUUUCGCGUCAGCAUGGUGGAGCCUCGGAAUUAAAAUCCGCUCUGAAGUUGGGAUUCUUUGUAUAAGAAUGUCUCGCUGUUGCAAACUGUUCGCCGGACCCUUCAACGUUCUUAAUUUGGAGUCUUUUAUACAGAUUGUCCGGACGGCAUACAGUUAUUACGCAGUAUUACGGCAGACAUCUGAAUAAGAUUGCUAUAAAGGUAAAACUAAUUGUAUCACGGCCGCUAAGGAAAACAAUUUUCUAGACUCAUUACUUUCACGAUCUUAGUUCACGAUACAUAAGUUAAGUACCUAAGUAAAGUUGUUCAGUGGUAA
Molecule: messenger RNA, 1431 nt
Organism: Colias croceus (clouded yellow)
Lineage: Eukaryota; Metazoa; Arthropoda; Insecta; Lepidoptera; Pieridae
Exons: 5
Coding region: 101-1303 (400 amino acids)
Biological process (GO): sensory perception of smell; detection of chemical stimulus involved in sensory perception of smell
Cellular component (GO): plasma membrane
Molecular function (GO): olfactory receptor activity; odorant binding
Source: RefSeq, a predicted model, not a curated record